CAUACACUACUAGCAGGGGCGGCGGGCAGUGGUAAUAACGUUAAUAGUCUAUUACCAAUUUUUUUUUUAAUAAAACUCUGAUUAUGUAUGCUAAAAAUCAUAAAAAAGUUAAAGGCAACCAACCGAAUUCGUUUGCCUACCGAACUUUAUUGAAUCUCGUGUUAAGAGCGCAAACAAUAUGAAUGAAACAAAUUACUAUUGUAUUGCCAACAAAAACCAUAAUGAGCGUAUUUAUCUGUUAUCAAUGAGCAUUUUGUCCAACGUCACGUUAAUAGUUUCGCAAUUUUAUUACCACUAGCCUUGCGAAACAACCAGGCGGGUAAUAACCCAUUGAUUCGGCUCCUUUGUUUUCGUGAAUAAAAAUUGCACGCUUUUGCUUUGGAGGUAAUAGUUCUCAAAUUCUCUUAACGUGGCCAGAGACUACUACGUAAUCGGACCGAUAUCUUUUAAACAUGAAGCGCUUAUUAGCAAGCGAUAGAACUAAACAUCACUGGGAUGUCCAGAAAGUUUUUUCACUCGUUUCGUCGCAAGGAAAGUUAACUCAUGAGCAACGCCUGGAUAUGAAAAAGAACGGUAGACCUUGCCCUAAAGUCAUGAUAAAGAACAGAUCCUGUGAGUCUGCUUAUCAAGCAUAUCCAUGGAUGUGUGGAGAUGAAGAAAAAAAUACUUUUUUCUGUUGGCCUUGUUUAGUCAUUGGUGACUUAUCAACAAUGAAGAAAGUAUCUUUCGUUCAGGAAAACGGAUUUUGCUCAACAGGAGCAAAUUUAGCCCAUAUUGCUAAUCGUCAUCAAGCCUCGAAGAAACAUGUAGCAAAUUACACGGCAUACAAGCUCCUUGGAAAUAUCGAUAUUGCUUGUGCCCUUGAUGAACAAAGGCAAAGAAAAGUUGCACGGCACAAUCGCGAUGCUUCAAGGUAUUCUAAAAUAAUGAGGCAUCAUGUGGAUAUAUCCUCGUUUCUAGCAGCCCAGGGCCUUGCAUUCCGUGGCCACGAUGAGUCAAGAUCAUCUUGUAACAGAGGCAAUUUUCUUGAACUUUUAGAGCUACUUGCCUGCUACAGUGACGAUUUGCGAUCAUUUCUGGACAACGAUCGAAUAACGUAUACUUCUCAUGGCCCACAAAAUGAACUAAUAGAGUGCUUAUCGGAAGAAGUGAGGGGGGAAAUUCAAAGGAGAAUUGAUGCAUCUACAUUCAUAGCUGUAAUGAUGGAUGACAGUAGCGAUGCUAGCAAUGUGGAGCAGACAGUCGUUUCUGUGCGCCUUGUUUAUGAUGGGGAGGUUGAAGAGCAUAUGCUGGGUGUGGUGGAUUGCUCCGAUGAUCAGUCUGCUGAAAACCUUACUUCCAUAUUGCUCAGCACACUGGAAAAAUAUAAAGUAAUGCCAGCAACAUGCAAAGAAAAAGUUAUUGGGCAAUCAUAUGAUGGUGCAGCUGUUAUGAGCGGCUCGCUUAAUGGGGUGCAAAAAAAAGUGCAGGAACAUUAUCCAUUCGCUUUUUACAAUCAUUGCGUGGCUCAUAGAAUGUCACUUUGUGCUGCACAGUCAGCAAUGAAAAUUCCGAAAAUUGCAAAAUUCUUCGGUAUUGUUGACAAGUUGAUAACAUUUUUUAGAAACAGCCCAAAGAGAACAACGAGUCUUGGCCACAAUCUCCCAAAACCAGGCGAUACACGCUGGCUCUCCCGUGAUACGGCUAUAAGCGCUAUCGAUACUCAUUACGAAGCGAUUGGAACAGCUUUCUAUGAAAUAUCGCAUGAUGUAAAAGAGAAGACUGAAACACAAGCGAAUGAAUGCAAGGGGUUUUGGUACUCAAAUGCAGGAUGUGGAAUUUGUUUACUUUCUGAAACUUUACAGAAAGAUUUUUGAGUUGAGCAC
Molecule: messenger RNA, 1865 nt
Organism: Rhopilema esculentum
Lineage: Eukaryota; Metazoa; Cnidaria; Scyphozoa; Rhizostomeae; Rhizostomatidae
Product: zinc finger MYM-type protein 1
Molecular function (GO): protein dimerization activity
Source: RefSeq, a predicted model, not a curated record